This is a messenger RNA of Drosophila guanche, 2219 nucleotides long. RefSeq names its product lipid storage droplets surface-binding protein 2 (gene Lsd-2). The record is from RefSeq and is a predicted model, not a curated record. Gene Ontology annotation, cellular component: lipid droplet; cytosol. Bases 327 to 1403 code for a protein of 358 amino acids. The transcript is spliced from 4 exons. Lineage: Eukaryota; Metazoa; Arthropoda; Insecta; Diptera; Drosophilidae. Gene Ontology annotation, biological process: lipid storage; positive regulation of triglyceride storage.
CAGAAAAGUAGAAAAGUUGUUCCGUUGAUACAUCUCACGUAUCUCAAGUAAAAAUAUAUUGUCGAACAAGAAUAAUCUAUAGUUUCUAAAAAGCACAAGCGAACAGACGUGCUCGUAUAAAUUAAUACACAAUUUCUUCGCCAUCAACCAAGUUCUUUUAACCGGUGGUGUGAACACUGAACACAGACACACCAAAGCAAAACUGUUUUUUUUGUGCCCCUCCGAGGAAAACCAAACGAAAGAAAGGAGAAAAAGUGCCGCGGCUAGCAAAAGAGCCAAGAGAAAAAGUGAAAACUAAGCAAAGACUAAGAAAUAGAGAAAGAAAAAUGGCAAGUGCAGAGCAAAAACACGCCACGGGCAGCAACGGCACAGCCAAGAACACCAACAACAAAAUCAACAGCGCUCUCUCCGAGCAGGAGCAGCCCAAGGAUGCCAAGGAUCUAUUGCCUCAUCUGGAGUCACUGGAGCGCAUUAUCAAGUUGCCGGUGGUGAAUGCAGCCUGGGACAAAUCGCAGGAUGUCUACGGCAAAGUUAAAGGCAAGAAUCGCGUCUUCGAAUGGGCGCUGACGGCAGCCGAGGAUUGCGUGACCCGGGCGGUGACAACGGCGGCGCCGUUUGUGACUAAAUUGGAUCGCCCGAUCUCGUUCGUGGACCAGACCCUCGUCAAGGGCAUCGAUAAGCUGGAGGUGAAGGCGCCCAUAAUCAAGGACACACCCCAAGAGAUCUACAACCAGGCCAAGAGCAAGGUGAUCGAUGUGGUGCAGCCGCACCUGGAGCGCGUGGUCAAGUUCAAGGCUGCCGGCCAACAAAAGGCCGCCUCCCUCAAGGAUCUCGCCUGGCAGAAGGCCAACGAGGUGCUGGCCACCCAGUACGGCAGCCUGGCCGUCAAUGGUGUGGACACCACCACAGCCCUGGCCGAGCGACUCCUUGAGUACUAUUUCCCCAAGAGCGAGUCGGAUGUCGAAGAGGAUAAUGAUGAUAAACAAAAUGCCGUCGCGCAUAAUGGCAAGAGUUCCGAAAAUGACAUGCCAGUUUCCGCCAGCGAGGAUCCAGUCUUACACACAGUCCAGACCGUUGGCCGACUAUCCAACAAGAUCUCUCGUCGCGUCUAUCGAAAUGUCUCCAGACAGAUCAAGCAGGUCCAAAAGGGCAACAUCAACGACUAUCUGAGCUCCCUGAUAGCCGCACUCAAGCUGCAUCAGUACAUCAACUUUAUCAACUCAUCGAUGGGCACAAAUGUCGAGCAGUCGACACUUGGGGAAACCUGUUCGCCGUAUGGAACAAGCAGCAGCAGCACCGCCACCGCCACCGCCACCACCACUGCUGCAGCUGCAACCAGCUCGAACUCCAAGACCAGCAAACCAAGACAGAGCAAACCAUCUUCCACCCAGCCGAUUCAGUAAGGAUUCUGUUGGAGAAGGAAGCAAAGUUACUCCGGACGGAUACCACUUGCUGGAGCCCAGUUAUUUCUAUAUCUAUAUGCUAGAUAUUUGCAUACAAUUAUCCCACAGCCACGCCCACGCCCCACACCCCACACCCAUUUUUGUAUUUCUUUUAAUCUUUUUUUUUGCCAAUUUUUUUUCCUAAUUAAAAACUGUCCAAGAAAUAUGUGGAUGGUGAUCAGAUCAAGGAAGUGGAAAAGGUUUUUGCUAACUAAUUUUAGACUGUUAUAACAAACCCCACCCCACCCCGCCAAUGUUUGCUUUGUAAAUAUUUAUUUGAAGUAACCCUCACACACACACACACACACACACACACACACAAACACACACAUGCUCUAUAUAAAGAUUAAGUUUUAGUUCUUAAGGCAAGAGAGAAGACAACGAAAGAAAUUCUUACACAUUUUGUUGUAUUUAUUUUCCACUUUUAGCUGUGCUAAAUUCGAGAAGGUAAAUACUCGCUCCAAGUGCCACGUAUGCAUUGAAUAAAUAAUAAAUGAUAAAUGAUGCACCCAUGUGCACCUACAUAUGCCUAUCCGAUAGCCAUUUGUGCCCUAGCUAUACACGUACUCGUAAUAACUAAUUCUACUUUUAUUUAACUUGGCUGGGCACCCAGCCAGCCGAUGCCUAAUUAUAAAUGAAUAUGGAUUAUGCACAUUACGCACAUAUUAUUUUGUAGCCAUGUAUGGAGAAUGUAGCCAUAAAGUCGGCUCUUAAUAAUUAUGAUAAUUAUAAUGUUAAAAAAUAUUAAUAAAACAAGCAACGUAAAACUGGAACGAA